CUGCUGUUGCUGUUCUAAAGUACAGCGUUUUCUAAUUCGUUACGAAUUUUUCGUUCAGUUUUGCUGGCUUAUGUUCCACGAGGAUGACUAGCAUUGGUGAUCCGUGUAAUAAAAUCCACACUUAAAACGUUUCGAUUCUAUGUCUAGCGAAACAGAGUUAGUGCACUGAGUGGUGAAAAGUCCAGCAGCUCCGCCAGCUCGACCUCCUCAGUCGUAAUUAAUUAGCAGCACACCUGGUGACCACUUAGAAAGUGAGGCGGGUCACUUCAACAGUCCUGGUUUGAGGUUUAAUUCUGGUUUGGUCUUUUUUUUUUUAUUUCGUUUUUCUCAUUCCGGAUCUAAAGCCGGCAAGUUUUUGUCUUUCUGGGGUGGCGUGACGGCAUAUCAGCUUCCCGUUGGAGUUGGACCGUGCGGUGCAAGCCAUGGCGAGGCCCGGAUGUUGUGACGCUAGGGCUGCCUUCGAAGGUUGCCGAAAGCCAGAAGAGAAACGAGCACCUCUGAAAAGCUGGGGGAAUAUCUGUCAUUUCUCCAAUGUUCGCCCCCUGCCCCCAGAAGAGGAUGGGUCCAGUUUGUUUUCUAAAUUGGACCUGGAGAAACGAAGAAAACGCAAGAUGGAAAAAUGCAGGGGUGCUGAUGAUAUUUUGAUGGAGACCUUUGCAGAGAACACUUGGGUUUGCAGGCAAGCUGAAAUCCUACAUGCUGAAGAUCGUUUAUGGUAUUGUGGCCUUUCUGUUAAUAGUAGCCUGCCAGCUAUGCAACAGGUUGUGAAUGAUCUGAAAGAAGCCAUGCAGAGUCUUGGCUUGUCAUUUGAACAGGAGUAUUCCUGGGAUAUCUUCUGUGCCAUGAUGAAAAGACAGUCUCAUUAUGUUUUUGAACGUGCAGAACUCCCUAAGGGCAUAACUGUGGAGAUGCGUGCUCUACUAGUGGACUGGCUGAUUCAGGUACAUGAUUCCUUCAGGUGUGCAGAAGAGACCCUGUACCUAUGUGUGCAUCUUCUCAACUCCUGCUUGUGGCUCAGCAAGGUUAACCCGUCCACCUUUCAGCUUCUUGGAAUGACAUGCCUGUUUAUUGCAUGUAAAAAAGAAGAAUGUCUGCUGCCAGAGACCACGGAACUGUGCUUUCUAAUGGAGAAUAGCUUUUCAAAGAAACAAUUGCUUAAAAUGGAGAGAAAAAUCCUGGACACCUUGAAAUUUGAUGUCUCGUAUGCCCAGCCUCUACAUUUUUUGUAUGUAGUAGCCACUGUUGGAAGAUGCAACCAAAAGGUUAUCUUUUUGGCAAAAUACUUCCUAGAGCUGACCUUGUUGGACCCAGAGUACACACUUUAUGAGCCAGCACAGCUAGCAGCUGCUGCCCUGUGCCUUUCAAGGAAGUUAUUGAAUAAAAACUGUUGCUGGGAUGAAGAGGAGGCUUGGGCAAGAGCUGGACAUCUCUACUCUUUCAGUAAAAUAAUGUUAACAAAGAUCCAACAACGAAUGCUAAAGGCAGCUGCACAGGCCAGUUCCUUGGAAACACAGGCCACUUUCCUGAAGUAUUCUAUUCCAGAGCGGCUGAAGAUCAGCAGCCACCCGGCAAUUUUCCAUGCACAUCCUCUCCAUGAGUACUCCUAACAUAAAGCUAUAAGUGCGGUCUAAGAGUCUGUGAGACUUUCUGAAGUCAUCCUGGUCUGGCGGCCUUGAUGGCAGCUUCUGUGUCAUGAGAAUGGAGAAAUUUUAAAUGGGGGCCAAAGCUUUGGAAAUACUAUUGUUGGUUGUAAUUAACAAUUUAGCUGCAAUGCAAACACUUCUGGUUAGCUUGACUAUGGCCUAGAUACUUAAGCAAGCACUUUGAAAUGGCUUCUUCUCACUCCAUUGAAACCAAAUGACUUCUUUAAAGUGAGCUGGCAUGCAGUAACCUGUAAGUUCUGUGUUCCCUUUUCAGAAUGUGAAGAAACUGAGCAAUGCAGAUUUUAUUUUCUGUAUUAAAUCAUAGCAUAUUAGAUGUUACCGUCUAUUUUAUGUUUUUGUACAAAAGCACAGCUGAGCUGAUAUUUGCUUUCAUUUGAGGUUUGCCUUAAAUCUAUAUAAAUACUGUGCAAUAUUGUGUGUUACUGUGUGAAAAUAAUAUUGUAAAUACCUGUUUUAUGUUUAAAUAUAUUUAAACUGCAGCAAAAAUCAAAGUUUUAUAAUUAUGAAA
This is a messenger RNA of Erpetoichthys calabaricus (reedfish), 2172 nucleotides long. RefSeq names its product cyclin P (gene ccnp). Gene Ontology annotation, cellular component: cytoplasm; centrosome; cyclin-dependent protein kinase holoenzyme complex. The record is from RefSeq and is a predicted model, not a curated record. Gene Ontology annotation, biological process: mitotic cell cycle phase transition; regulation of cyclin-dependent protein serine/threonine kinase activity. The transcript is spliced from 9 exons. Lineage: Eukaryota; Metazoa; Chordata; Cladistia; Polypteriformes; Polypteridae. Gene Ontology annotation, molecular function: cyclin-dependent protein serine/threonine kinase regulator activity. The coding region runs from base 423 to 1607 and encodes 394 amino acids.